AUGGCAGCUGGAUUGAAGGACCUUGGUGAGAAGAUGACAAACAUGGAAACAAAGGUAUCCGAGAAGCUUGUUGUAUUGGAGAAGAAGGUGAAUUAUGUUAUGAGAUAUGUUCCUGAGAUGGAUGAAGAUACUGGUAUGGAGAAACAAGUUAGUAUUGGUGGAGAACCGUCUGGUGAGAAGGAGAAUGAAGUGGGUACUGCUUUGGAGGAGGAGAAUGAGGAAGUGGGUACUGGUUUGGAGAAAGAGAAUGAAGUGGGUACUGCAUCAUUACAAGGGAGUUUGUUUUUAAACUACAACAUUACAAACUAUUAA
Arabis nemorensis is the source of this 312-nucleotide messenger RNA. The record is from the annotation of a GenBank genome assembly. Lineage: Eukaryota; Viridiplantae; Streptophyta; Magnoliopsida; Brassicales; Brassicaceae.